GAGGAGGUGAUAUCUAGUCUGGACAACACAGCCUAGCACCACAGGGUGCAGCCUAGCAUUGCACACAUGCUCCAAUGGACCGCACAGUGGUACUCAUCACCGGCUGUUCCUCUGGCAUCGGCCUGCACCUCGCCCUGCGCCUGGCGUCAGACCCAUCCCGGGGUUUCAAAGUAUAUGCCACGCUAAGGGACCUGAGCACGCAGGGGCCUCUGUGGGAGGCAGCCCAGUCCCUAGGAUGCCCUCCUGAUACCCUGGAGACGCUGCAGCUGGACGUGAGGGAUGCAGAUUCCAUAGCCGCUGCCCAGGCACGUGUGACUGAGGGCCGUGUGGAUGUGCUGGUGUGUAACGCCGGCCGGGGCUUGAUGGGGCCGCUGGAGAUGCACCCGGCCAGCGCUGUGGCCUCCGUGCUGGACGUGAACUUGAUGGGGACCGUGCAGAUGCUACAGGCCUUCCUGCCGGACAUGAAGCGUCGCCGCUCGGGCCGCAUUUUGGUGACCGGGAGCUCAGGCGGCUUGAUGGGGCUGCCGUUCGGCCCGGUUUACUGCGCCAGCAAGUUCGCCAUUGAAGGUCUGUGUGAGAGUCUGGCAAUUCAGCUGCUGCCCUUCGGGGUCCACGUGAGCCUCAUCGAGUGCGGCCCGGUGCGCACCCCCUUCCUGGAGAAGCAGGAGGGCGGCCCCGGCGGGACGCUGGACGGCGCGGACCCCGAGACCCGCGAGCUCUUCUCCCACUACCGGCGCAAGUGCGAGCAGGUCAUGCGCGAGGAGGCGCAGGACCCCGCGGAGGUGGCAGAGGUCUUCGUCGCCGCGCUGCGCGCCCCGCGGCCGGCCCUGCGCUACUUCACCUCCGAGGGCUUCCUGCCUCUGGUGCGGCUGCGCCUCUCCGACCCCAGCGGCCUCAGCUACAUCGACGCCAUGGGCCAAGCACUGUCCGCCGGCCCUGUGGCCGAGGACCCCAAGGGCGCCCCGGCUGAGACCGGGGCCGGGGCCGGAGAACGGGGGAACCCUGAGCUUGGCUCUCCUCCUGCUGCCCUGCAAUAAAGUGUCGGCCCACUGCCGUCUCUUCAAGCUCUCCCUUGCGCCGCCCCCCACGCGCGUUUCUGGGGGGGCGGGGUGGCCUCCUGGUUGCAUAACCUUGCGCAACUGCUGGUACGCCCAGAGAGGGGUGAUGGGAAAAGAUCACACUAGCCAGGAAUAUUUCAACCUGCGUGGAAACUGAGACUCAGAAAGAGGAAGGAGACGAGUCCAUCCUAUCUCAGCCUGCACAAUGGCCGUCCCCGGACACGUGGGUCGCCUCCUACCCCAGGGCUUUAGAACUGGCUGUCCCCUCUGUCUGCCUUACCUUCCCUGAUUGCCUCUCCUCCUUUAGGGCUUUGCUGUUUUCCUGCAACCCUACUUAAGAUAGCAUUCUCUCCCCUCCACUGUAGCCCCCUGACCUGGUUUUAUUUUUGCAUUAUAGCACUUAUUACCAGACGUGCUAUGUUUCCUGGCUUAUCGACUAUUGUUAUAGAUUUAUUUAUAGCUUUCAUUCUCCAAUUCUAGGCACACAGCAAUCUAAGCGUCAGGAAGACAGAGACUUUAUUUUGUUCAAGUACCCCUUGAGCCUAAAACUGAAGAUAGGGGGAACUAAAUACACACUAAUAAAAGCGACAUGGGAGACCGUGUGACCAGGUGUUCAGGGCAUUUUUGCAGUCUGCAUUUUGUUUCUUCAAAUCAGGUCUUCACUUUAAAAUCUAAGAUGCCUCCUGAAAGAAGCCAGAUUCCAUUCUGUGUGGCUUUAUAACUUUUUUUUUUUAAAGAUUUAUUUUAUUUAUUUAUUUAUGCAAGCACUGGGUACAAUCAAGCGCGGGAGGGUGAGAGAAUUCACCAGAGCCAGAGCGGGGAGCAGAGCAGGCAGAAGGACCGAAGUACACAGCGGGCGGCAGGAGAGUUCUGCGCGCCAUGUGGGACCCUCCUCCGGUGGCCGGGGAGCAGCUGGAGAUCGAACCGGCGCUGCAGAGGCUGCGGGCAGCCUCGCAACCCAGCGCUCAACCCCUGCGCCACCAGGGAGGCCCUGUGACUCUUCCACCUUUGACUACAGGUGCAGAUCCAGGUUCUGUGGGCCAGAAGCUUACACACUUUGGGGGGGGCUGCUUUAAAAUACAAAACAAUAAAUUGAAAAUUAGGUAUGAAAGUGAACAUUUAUGGGGGGCGGGGAACUAAGCACAUUGCUGGAAUCUUGGAGACUUGUUUCUCUCCCUUUUGAGAUCUCCGGGGAAAAU
Messenger RNA from Talpa occidentalis (Iberian mole), 2257 nucleotides. It is a transcript of the gene HSD17B1, whose product is annotated as hydroxysteroid 17-beta dehydrogenase 1. Bases 75 to 1037 code for a protein of 320 amino acids. The transcript has 6 exons. Gene Ontology annotation, biological process: estrogen biosynthetic process. NCBI's taxonomy places the organism in Eukaryota, Metazoa, Chordata, Mammalia, Eulipotyphla, Talpidae. Gene Ontology annotation, molecular function: estradiol 17-beta-dehydrogenase [NAD(P)+] activity. The record is from RefSeq and is a predicted model, not a curated record. Gene Ontology annotation, cellular component: cytoplasm.